AUGGCCGACACUGCUGCUCCUCCUGCACCAUCACAGCAGCCCACUCCUCAGGCUUCUCAGCCAGCGGAAAGCUCGACUUCGGCGGGCAAGGCCCCCGCUGGUGCCGGCGAAAAGGAGCCCGUGGUCGUUCUUGUCAUCGGCAUGGCUGGAUCGGGCAAGACCACCCUCAUGCAGCGCUUCAACUCGUACCUUCACUCAAAGGACACGCCUCCUUACAUUCUCAACCUCGACCCGGCUGUCAGCCACAUGCCGUAUGCUGCCAACAUUGACAUUCGCGACACUGUCGACUACAAGGAGGUCAUGACCCAGUACAACCUUGGUCCCAACGGUGGCAUCAUGACUGCACUCAACCUGUUUACCACCAAGUUUGACCAGGUGCUCGGCUUUGUUGAGAAGCGUGCCCAGGAUGUCGACUACGUGCUUGUGGACACCCCCGGUCAGAUUGAAAUCUUCACCUGGUCGGCUUCCGGUGCCAUCAUCACCGACGCCAUUGCCUCGUCGCUCCCGACUGUUGUCGCGUACGUCAUUGACACGCCCCGCACCACCUCGCCCGCGACCUUUAUGAGCAACAUGUUGUACGCGUGCUCGAUUCUCUACAAGACGCGUCUCCCAUUCAUCCUCGUCUUCAACAAGGUGGACGUUGAGCCGCACGACUUUGCGCUCGAGUGGAUGGAGGACUUUGAAAAGUUCCAGGCGGCCCUCGCCGAGCGUGGCCGCGACGAGAAUGGCGAAAACUACAUGAACUCGCUCAUGGGCAGCAUGUGCCUUGUGCUCGAAGAGUUUUACAACUCGCUCCGCGCCGUGGGCGUGUCGGCCAUGACGGGCCAGGGCAUGAAGGAGUUUUUCGCGGCCGUCGACGACGCGCACAAGGAGUACAACACCGACUACAAGCCCGAGCUGGAGCGUGUCAGGGCCGAGCGCGAGGCCAAGGCCGAGGCGGCAAAGGACGCCAACCUCGAGCGCAUGCUGCGCGACAUGGGUAUGUCGGGUGGUGGCAAGUCUGCUUCUUCUGCGCCCACAACCUCGGCCGGUGAGGACCCGACGGCUACCAACCCCUUUGGCCCGUUCCCGCGCAACGACCGCGAGGACGCGUACCUCGACAAUGAGGACAACCACUACGACUCGGAGGACGAGCGCAUAGAGGCCCAGAUGGAGUUUGAGGAGGAGGCCGAUGACCACCCCGAGCUCGACGCACAGGACGUGGAGGUCUCGUUUGGCGGUAACAGGUCGGACUUGUCCUUCCCCGCGCCUCAAUAG
This is a messenger RNA of Apiotrichum porosum, 1257 nucleotides long. RefSeq lists its product as uncharacterized. The coding region runs from base 1 to 1257 and encodes 418 amino acids. NCBI's taxonomy places the organism in Eukaryota, Fungi, Basidiomycota, Tremellomycetes, Trichosporonales, Trichosporonaceae. The transcript is spliced from 3 exons. Gene Ontology annotation, molecular function: GTPase activity. The record is from RefSeq and is a predicted model, not a curated record.